Molecule: messenger RNA, 3998 nt
Organism: Psammomys obesus (fat sand rat)
Lineage: Eukaryota; Metazoa; Chordata; Mammalia; Rodentia; Muridae
Gene: Fnbp4
Product: formin binding protein 4
Exons: 17
Coding region: 49-3120 (1023 amino acids)
Molecular function (GO): protein binding
Source: RefSeq, a predicted model, not a curated record
CCCGCCCCGCUACCCCGCCGAGGCUCGCCGCUCGCGCUCGGGCUCGUGAUGGGGAAGAAGUCCCGGGCGGUACCCGGCCGGAGGCCGAUCCUGCAGCUCUCCCCGCCGGGCCCUCGGAGCAGCACCCCGGGCCGGGAUCCCGACCCCGAUCCGGAUCCCGAGGCCGACUCGACGGCGGCGGCGGCUAGCCAGCCAGCCCCGGCGGCCGCGACGUCGCCCGCGGUGCCUGCCAGCGCUGCCCCGGAGGACUCGCCUUCAGAAGAUGAACAGGAAGUGGUGGUGGAGGUUCCCAAGGUUGUUCAGAACCCUCCCAAACCAGUCAUGACCACCAGACCCACAGCCGUCAAGGCAACAGGAGGCCUGUGCUUGCUUGGUGCUUAUGCUGACAGUGAUGAUGAUGAGAGUGAUGUUUCUGAAAAAACUGCACAGUCCAAAGAGCCAAAUGGAAACCAGUCAGCUGACAUUGAUAGUACCCUGGCCAACUUCCUAGCGGAGAUUGAUGCUAUCACAGCACCUCAGCCUGCAGCUCCUGUGGUAGCUUCUGCUCCACCUCCAACUCCACCUCGACCAGAACCAAAGGAGGCAGCAACACCUGCUGUUCCUUCCGCUUCAUCAAAUGGGACAGAUUCAGCCCAGACAACAGGGUGGCAUUAUGAUACUCAGUGUUCACUUGCAGGAGUUGAAAUUGAGAUGGGAGACUGGCAAGAAGUCUGGGAUGAGAACACAGGUUGCUAUUAUUAUUGGAACACACAAACAAAUGAAGUGACUUGGGAGUUACCCCAAUAUCUUGCCACACAGGUGCAGGGAUUACAACAUUACCAGCCCAGUUCUGUAGCAGUUACUGAAGCUGGUUUUGUGGUAAAUACAGACAUAUAUACGAAGGAGAAAAUGAUUCCUGUUUCCAGUAAUAAAAGUGGACCGGCCACCACCAAACGAGAAGUUAAAAAGGAAGUGAAUGAAGGAAUCCAAGCUCUUUCCAACAGUGAGGAGGAGAGGAAAGGGGUGGCAGCAGCACUGCUUGCUCCCUUACUGCCUGAAGGGGUAAAAGAGGAGGAAGAAAGAUGGAGGCGAAAAGUAAUUUGUAAAGAAGCAGAUCCGGUGUCAGAGACUAAGGAAACAAUCACAGCAGCGGAGGAAUCGGGGCCGGUCAUAAAGCCCCCGGAAGUUACAAUGGAUAGCAUAGAAGACCCUUCUCAGGAGGAACUUUGCAGCGUUGUUCAAUCUGGAGAAAGUGAGGAGGAGGAAGAGGAGGAGCAAGACACCCUCGAGCUGGAGCUAGCUUUGGAAAGGAAAAAAGCAGAGUUACGAGCCUUGGAAGAAGGAGAUGGCAGUGUGUCGGGGUCUAGUCCACGUUCUGACAUCAGCCAGCCAGCAUCUCAGGAUGGGGUGCGUAGGCUUACGUCUAAAAGAGGAAAAUGGAAGAUGUUUGUGCGAGCUACCAGUCCAGAAUCCACCAGCAGAAGUUCUAGUAAAACUGGACGAGAGACUCCUGAAAAUGGAGAAACUGCAAUUGGUGCUGAAAAUUCGGAAAAAAUCGAUGAAAAUUCAGACAAAGAGGCAGAAGUAGAAGAGCCUUCUGAGAAGAUAAAAGUCCAGAUAGCACCUAAAGCAGAAGAAGAGCAGGAUCUGAAAUUUCAGAUUGGAGAACUGGCAAAUACCCUGACAAGUAAAUUUGAAUUCCUAGGGAUUAACAGACAGUCCAUCUCCAACUUUCACAUGCUGCUCUUACAGACUGAGACUCGAAUUGCAGACUGGAGGGAAGGGGCUCUUAACGGAAAUUACCUAAAACGAAAACUUCAGGAUGCUGCAGAGCAACUAAAACAGUAUGAAAUAAACGCCACUCCUAAAGGCUGGUCCUGCCACUGGGACAGGGAUCAUAGACGAUAUUUCUAUGUAAAUGAACAGUCCGGCGAGUCUCAGUGGGAAUUCCCAGAUGGUGAGGAGGAAGAAGAAAGCCAAACACAGGAAGUUAGAGAUGAGAUUCUUCCUAAGCCGACUGUGAAAGACAAAACCUGCACUGAUUCAAACUCUACAGAAUGCUCUGAGAAUUCCACAGGUUCUCUUUGUAAAGAAUCGUUUUCUGGUCAAGUUUCUUCAUCCCUAAUGCCGCUUACUCCAUUCUGGACCCUCCUCCAGUCAAAUGUACCUGUGCUUCAACCUCCUUUACCCCUGGAAAUGCCACCACCCCCCCCCCCCCCCCCCCAAUCUCCUCCCCCUCCGCCUCCGCCUCCACCUCCGCCUCCACCUCUAGAAGAUGGUGAGAUUCAAGAAGUAGAAAUGGAGGAUGAGGGAAGUGAGGAGCCUCCUGCCCCAGGGACAGAGGAAGAUACUCCAUUGAAACCUUCAACACAGACCACACUUCUACCUAGCCAGAGUUCCAUCGAUCCGGCUACCUCUAGUCCUCCAGCCACUAAAGCAGUGAAGAGAAAGGCUGCAGAAAUUAGUACUGCAGUGGUUCAGAGGUCAGCUACUAUUGGUAGUUCUCCAGUUCUCUACAGCCAGGCAGCUAUAGCUGCAGGUCACCAGACAAUGGGGAUUGCACACCAGCCUGUCGGGAUGGCACACCAAGCAGUUUCAGUUAGCCAUGCAGCAGCAGGAAUGGGUCCUCAGGCCAGAGGGAUGAGCCUGCAGUCAAAUUACCUUGGACUAGCAGCAGCACCUGCAAUUAUGAAUUACACUGAAUGUGCUGUUCCCAUUGGAGGGACCACUCCAUCACUGCAGCCAGCUCAGGUUCGAGGAACCAUGUCAGCACCUGCCGUUGUAGAACCACUACCACCUCCACCACCUCCACCCACACCUACGCCACCGCCGCCCCCACCAGCUCCCAAAGUGCCACCACCAGAGAAGACAAGAAAAGGAAAGAAAGAUAAGGCAAAGAAAAGUAAAACCAAAAUGCCAUCUUUGGUAAAGAAAUGGCAGAGUAUCCAGCGGGAGUUAGAUGAAGAAGAUAAUUCAAGUUCCAGUGAAGAGGACCGGGAAUCAACUGCACAGAAGCGAAUCGAGGAAUGGAAACAACAGCAGCUGGUCAGUGGCAUGGCAGAACGGAACGCUAACUUUGAGGCCCUUCCUGAGGACUGGCGAGCAAGAUUGAAAAGAAGGAAAAUGGCUCCUAACACAUAGUUUUUUUAAAUUAGUUUGUUUUGUUUUAUGCUCAGUCGUAGCCAGUUUUAAGCUGUUGUGAAACGGACUGUCAGUGUUAUAAAGGAGAAUGCAUACAUUUUUCCGGACAAGAGCACGUGUGCACAAAGUUGUCCACUUACGAAAUGUAGCUUUUCUGUUUGCUGAAGAUGACAUGAUUGGGAUUGCUUUGACCUGGCUGUCUUUAUUCUCAUACUGGCAAAGUUAGCAUGUUAGAUAGGAGUCAAACAUGUGAGUCACGGGGCAUGAAACCUCUGUACAGGACUUGCUGGCAAAGUGAAGGGCUUGUAGUAGAGGCUUGUUUAGUUCCUAGCUUGGCACUCUCCCUACCUUCUACUCCAGAACAAGUGCAAUUAAGAAGGCAGCUCCGUAUCCUACCUUGCUUGACCAUCAGGAUCUCUUUCUGACCUCCUCCUCGUCUGCUGCCCCUCAGGUGUUGAGAUCUGUGCUGAUGGCCACACUUUGGAGUAGUUCUUUCUCAGACGUCCUAGAACACUCAUUUUACAUUAGGUGGCAUAUUUCACACAGGCAGGAGCAGCAGCAGGUGUUCAGAUCCUUGAUUUUGAGAAAUCCCUCCCUAACUAUGUGGCAGAAAGUAUAAUAAGCCACUUUGUGUAUUGUCUUCUUUGUCUUCCCCCCUAAAAAUUCAACUUCCUUCUAUGUGUGGAUAUAUUCUCCAUAAAGUUCCAGUAUUUAAGAAGCAGUUCACUGUUGUGUACUUUCUAUUGUGUCACAAUCAGGAAAGGUCACUAUAAACUGAAUAAAAAGCAAAUUGUGUCUUAAAGCUGUUUGUAUUUCUCCAGUUUCUGACAUUGUAAAUUUGUAUAUAUGUACUAAUAAAGCUCUUUUUAUACUUGUGA